Molecule: messenger RNA, 486 nt
Organism: Kluyveromyces marxianus DMKU3-1042
Lineage: Eukaryota; Fungi; Ascomycota; Saccharomycetes; Saccharomycetales; Saccharomycetaceae
Exons: 1
Coding region: 1-486 (161 amino acids)
Source: RefSeq, a predicted model, not a curated record
AUGUUCGUUUCUUUUUAUUCGUGUGACGUUACAUUCUCCUUUGUUUUUUCCGCCUGCUAUUCCAGCUUUCCGGAUUUCUCAUGUCCCAUUUCCUAUUACGGUAAGUCUCUUUGUUUCAUGUUUCUUUUCCUAACUUCCUCUUUGGGAAAUGUUUCCGAGUAUAUCCUUGGUCUCUUUUUUGUCCCUCAUCUGUCCCCUGGCCUAUCGUGCCCACAGUUUCCCAUGUUACCCGCACUUCACUUUUCUUACACUUUUACUGCCUUGACCAAUCUGGCUCCUCUUGCCAUCAAACUUCAUCUCACCUAUACUUGUAAUCCACAUUUCCCAGUGUUACCCGGAUGUCACUCUCAACCCUACUUGUCCGCCCCUAUCACGUGCCUUCCUUCUCAUACCAUUCUCAUUUUCAUUUUCUUCUUCAUCACUUUGUACGGUACAAACAUAUCUCCUUCUCCCUCAUCCAAUUCUCUCUCUCACUCUCACUGCUAG